AUGGCGGGGCAGGAGGACGCCAGCCUCCAGCAGCACGAGGAAGGGCGUGCGUCCUCCAGCGAGCUGCCAGAAGAACAGCGCGAGCUCCUGGCGCGCCUGAGGCGAUGCGUGGCCGCGGCUUGCGGCGCACAUGCUGACGCUCUCCUGCGACAGCUCCGCGAGGCUGAGGCGCAGAUGCGGUUCCUGCGGUUUGCGUCUCAACAUGCUGCUCCCCCCGAUCUACUAGGGACCCCCGGCGGCGAGGCGCUGCUGCUGCGGGCCUUUGCGGUCACCGACACACUCUCUCGCUUGGAGACGGCCGGGCUUGCCGCGGCCGCCGGCUGCAGCGAGGGCCAUGUGCGCGCCCUGUUUCGCAAGAGCAAGGGCGCGCUGCACGCGGCGCUGGACCGCGCGGGGCGGCGCUCAGAGCAGAUGAACCACCAGCAGCAGCAGCAGCAGCAGCACCACCAGCAGCAGCCUGGCGCCGCCGCGGCUGCAGGGAUUGCGGCCUCAGCAUUCCCCGAGGGCGCUGUCACGGCCCCGCCCUCUACCCUGGGAAGCGGCAUCAGCAGCCCGCCGCGGGCGCGCGCCGCUGUCCCGCACACCAGCGGUGUCGCCGGCUCCGCGCCUGCGGCAGCACUGCGUGAUUCAGCAGCGGCCGCGGCCGCAGCGGUGGGGACCGCGGAGCCCCUACCAGGGCAGGACGCAGACGCGGCGCAGCGCUCCCGUGAAGUCGCGCGCUCCCAGCAGCUGGAACGCAUUCACAAGCUGCUGGACCCCGCUACUGGCGGCCUUGACGGGCCGUCGAGCGCGUCCCCCUUUGUGGCGGCAAUGGCCGGCACCACCGGCUUUGUGGCGCGGCGCCGCUGUCUGGCGGCCCUGCGCGCGACGACGGCGCGGGCGGUGCUGCAGCGGCUGGACGGGCGGCGGCUGCUGCACGUGCUGGAGGCGUGGGCGGCAGACGGGGAGGCGGAGGGGCACGCCACCUUUCUUGAGGAGCUCAUGCGGGUGCUGGCCCACCUGGUGGUGUCCCCAGAUCACCUGCAGCGCCACCCCCUGGCGGCCGCGGUGCUGCGGCUCUCACGCAGCACAGCUAGGUGGCCGGCAGUCGCCGCAGCGGCCGGGGCAGCGGCUGACAAGCUCGGUGCGGUGGCGGCGGUGCGGGAUGGCGUCGACGCGCGCGACCGGCGGGCGUUGGAGCGGCAGCCGCUGGGCGCGGCCGCGCCGGCGCAGCCCAAGGUGCGGCCGGCUGAGGCCGGGGUCGCGAAGAGGGCCGCCCUCAACGGAAGCAGUGAGGUCAGCGACAGGUUGCGGCAGCAAGGCCACAGUGCAAGCCAGCAGCAGCCGCAGCCGCGGCGCCAGGAGCGUCAUGAGCAGAAGCAGCAGCAGCAGCAGCAGCAGCAACAGCGGCUGCCGCAGCAGCAGCACAAGCGGCAGCGUCACGAGGAGCAGCAAGAGCAGCCGCAGCAGCAGCACAAGCGGCAGCGUCACGAGCAGCAGCUUCAAGAGCAGCAGCGUCAGGAGCAGCAGCAGCAGAAGCAGCAGCAGCAGCAGCAGCAGAAACAGAAGCAGAAGCAGCAGCAGGAGGCACAGCGUGGGCGGGUGGCGCCCGUGCCGCAGCCGGACGCCAUCCUGAAGCAGCGGCGAGUUGCGCAGAUGCUGGGCGAAGGGGUUCCGACUGGCAGGGCCGUCCCUGACGGCAGCGGGCCUCACAAGCGCAAGGAAAGGGAGGAGCCGCGGGGUUGGGAAGCCCGGCAACGCACGCCGCCCACCCAGGUGGACAAGGCGUCUCCGCCGCAGGCCCCGCAGCGGGCUCAAGCACAGGUUGACAAGGCACCACCACAACAACAAGCGAAGGAGCAACAGCAGCAGCAGCAGCAGCAGCAGCAGCAGCAGCAGAACCAGCAGAACCAACAGCAGCAGCAACAGCAGCGGCAGCAGCAGCAGCAGGAGCAGGAACAGCAGCAGCAGCAGGAGCAGCGUCAGGGCCUUUCGGCCCUGGUGGAGCGCUUCAACGCUGAGGUGGCGCGCGACACGGCCCGCGACGCCUGGGAAGCGCAGGCGCGGCGCGAGCGGCGCGCGUGGGAGGUCCUCAUCGCCGGCGGACCCUGGGCGCCGGGGGACGCGCGGCGGCCUCGGCCGCCGGGUGCGUGGCUGGCGCCGCUGGUUGUCCCCGAGGGCGUAUUUGCGGCCGCUUACGAGCGCGACGCGCAGACAGGGGAGCUGGUAGUGGAGCGGUGGCCGGUGGGGGCCGGGCAGGAGUCCUUUGUGAACGGCGUGAGCAUGCCGCCGCCAACCGUUAGCGCGGCGGGUGCUGCGCCCGAGGUGAUGCCCUGGGACUGGGUGGCGGAGCCGGGGGACUCAGCUGCGGCGCUAUUCCUGGCGGGGGUGCGCCUGCCUACGCACCUGCCGGAGGCGCCGACCCCGGAGGCCCUGGCUCAACACUGCAUGCGCAAGGAGAAGGACCCGCCCACGGGCCAGCAGCUCGCACAGCUAGCGCAGUUUGCUGAGGAGCUGGCGGCCUGGCACGCGGACCAACGACAGCAGCAACAGCAGCAGCUAACCUCGUGGCGCCAUCAGCAGCAGCCCGAGCAGCAGCAGCAGCCCAACCAUGCGUUGGCCCCUCCCCAAGCGCAGAGCUUGACACACCAGCCCGCAGCCGACCCACCUCAGCAGCCACACACCCUGCAGCAACUGCCGCAGCCAGCUCUGGGCGCAGCUGUCCUGAAGCCUGCGGGUGGGAGCGGGGCGACGCUGUCCUUGGGGCAGGGGCCACCCGCCAUGGUGCAGCUGCGGCUCCAGCCCGCCACCACACUGCAGCAGGGACAGUACAGGGUGAUGGGCCAGGGGGGGUAUGGGUGA
Molecule: messenger RNA, 2841 nt
Organism: Monoraphidium neglectum
Lineage: Eukaryota; Viridiplantae; Chlorophyta; Chlorophyceae; Sphaeropleales; Selenastraceae
Exons: 6
Coding region: 1-2841 (946 amino acids)
Biological process (GO): microtubule anchoring
Cellular component (GO): sperm flagellum; ciliary basal body; cytoskeleton
Molecular function (GO): microtubule binding
Source: RefSeq, a predicted model, not a curated record